UUUGCGUUGUUUGAAAUGGCUAACAGCGAGGAUGAGAUGGAAGAGGAUGAAACCGAGUGGAAGAACAGUUUCGUGGAUUCAGUCUCACUCAGCCCCGCUGCUGCUUCUGGUAAAGUUCAAGCCUCAAUAAGACAUCCGGACCAACAACUGCACACAGAGUCAUUCUGCAUUUUGACCUGGACUGCUUCUAUGCUCAGGUGGAAAUGAUCAGAAACCCAGCACUGAGAGAGGUCCCUUUAGGUAUUCAGCAGAAAUACAUCAUAGUCACCUGUAACUAUGUGGCAAGGGAUCAGGGUGUCACCAAGCUGAUGUCUGUGACUGAUGCUAAGGAGAGAUGUCCUCAGCUGGUGCUGGUUAAAGGAGAAGACCUGACACACUACAGAGAAAUGUCCUAUAAGCUGACAGAGCUGCUGAUGUCCUACUGUCCACUGGUAGAGAGGCUUGGAUUUGAUGAAAACUUUGUGGACGUCACAAAUAUGGUAGAAAGAAGGCUUGCCCAGACACCGGAGUCUAACAACCUUUCAUUCCAAGGACAUAUCUACAACCAUUUCAGUGCAGAUGUCAAACCCAGUGAUCAUCCGAGGUUGGCUUUAGGUUCACACAUUGCAGCAGAGCUGAGAGAAGUUAUCCAGAGCAAACUGGGUCUGACUGGCUGCGCAGGCAUCGCCACGAACAAGCUACUGGCCAAACUAGUGUCGGGCACCUUCAAACCCAAUCAGCAAACCACCCUACUGCCAGAGAACGUCAGCGACAUCAUGGGCUGUCUGAGCAGUGUCCGCAAAGUACCGGGAGUGGGUCACCAAACUGCUAAGAGACUUCAAGCCCUGGGAUUGGUCAGCAUGAAAGACCUUCAGAUCUUCCCAUUGAAUGACUUGGUGAGAGAGUUUGGAGUUCCCAGCGCUCAGCGCCUAAAGAAUCUGGCCCUUGGUGUUGAUGACUCACCUGUCGUCCCCAGUGGGGCCCCUCAGUCUCUCAGUGACGAAGACUCCUUCAAGAAAAUCUCAUCAACUACAGACGUUUUGGAAAAGAUUCAAGAACUCCUGAGAAGUCUGGUGGAGAGGAUGCACAAAGAUGGCAGGCAGCCUCAAACCUUCCGGCUGACCAUCCGUAGAUACUCGGCGACCAACAAGUGGUUCAGUCGGGAGAGCCGGCAGUGUCCAAUCCCCAACCACAUAGGACAGAAGAUCUCCUCUGACAGCAGUGAUGAUACUGUGGUCCAGCUGGUCCCGUUGGCUAUGGAGCUCUUCCACAAGAUGGUGGACAGAAGCGCCGCCUUCCACCUCACCCUCAUUAACGUUUGCUUCAGUAACCUGCAGAGCAAAGGAGCUGCCGUCAGCGGAAAGGGCUCCAUUAAAUCUUUUUUCACACACAGCACGUCUGCCAGAAAAACACAAAUGUUGUCAUCACAACGCCAGGAUGAUUCCUCUCAGAGUGGAGAUAGUAACUGCAUGGAUCAUCAGUUCAGCACGCCAUGCUUGAUUACUGAACCUACCUCACAAAAGACAGUAACCACAAAACGCCCUCGUAGCUCUGAGGCAGGAUUACAUGGGUUUAAAAGAAAACAGAGCCCUGUUGUUGCUGUAGAAGACCCUCCACUUCGGAGAAUAUCCUGCAGCACAGCAAGGUCGGACCCUGGAGAAACAAAUAUCGCACACCGAUUGCCCCCGAAUGUUGACCCCGAAGUGUUCUGGCUUCUCCCUGAGGAAAUCCAGAAGGAACUGUUGUCUCCUACCUACACAAACCCUUUACCUGGCACUUCAUCAAGCUCAUCUGCAGUCGUUGAUGCCCCUUACGUAACAAAAAGCAAGUUGCCACAGUCAUUUACAGACUCACAAACUAUUAAAGACAUAAAGGAGGCUGCAGAAAAAUUGGUUCCAUCUAACAGGCCAACCACUGUAAAUCCCCACAGGCUUGACACAUACGUAUUUCCAGGAGAAAACAACAUGGAAGAAGGGAGACAGUCAUUCCCUCAGUCUUCUGACUGUGAGAUUCCGGGAAAUGUGGACCCUAAGGUGUUUUCUGAGCUUCCGCUGGACGUUCAGAGAGAGUUGAUGUCCGAAUGGAAGCAACAGAAGCCCAUCCUGAAGACGACCUCAUCCAGGAAACCAGGGAGAAACUUGAUGGCCAAAGACAGAAAGGCUGCAGGAAAAGGCAGUCAGGCAAACAAUCUUUUCAAGUAUUUCAAACCCAGUUAGAGAGGGACACAUAACUUCUGCUAAAGGUAAUUUAUGACGAAAACAAACUCAGAUUUUGUUAUGUUAUUUAUCUUAAAGAUCUUUUCAGUUGUUCUUGUGAUAUAUAGGGAGUGACAGGGAGUAAACAAAAUAAAAGAAACACUUAACAGUAUUCUACAAUAGCCCUUUAGCAAGAAACAAUUUGGUGAGGGUUUUUGCUGACACUACUGCAAAUCCAACUUAAAAAGGCAGCUACACAGAUAUGGAGGACUGAUUUCUGAUACAUUACUCACAAAAAAGUGGUUACAAUUAGAUUCACACCAGCAUUAACUAACACAAUUAAUGAAUUGAUCAAUGGUUUAGUUAUGUAAUGGGAUAUAAAAAAAACAACAGACUUAAAAAUAUUUAAAAAGUUUGAGCAAAAAAAAACUAGUAAGGGAACUAUUUGUCAAGAAUUAAUGUUAAAGCUUCACUAUUGAUUUUGAUCAACAUCUCUGACAAUCCCAAAUAAUA
This is a messenger RNA of Sander lucioperca (pikeperch), 2687 nucleotides long. RefSeq names its product polymerase (DNA directed) iota (gene poli). Gene Ontology annotation, biological process: translesion synthesis. The coding region runs from base 204 to 2195 and encodes 663 amino acids. Gene Ontology annotation, molecular function: DNA-directed DNA polymerase activity; damaged DNA binding. Lineage: Eukaryota; Metazoa; Chordata; Actinopteri; Perciformes; Percidae. The transcript has 10 exons. The record is from RefSeq and is a predicted model, not a curated record.